This is a messenger RNA of Penicillium maclennaniae, 1626 nucleotides long. RefSeq names its product sugar porter family MFS transporter. The record is from RefSeq and is a predicted model, not a curated record. Gene Ontology annotation, cellular component: membrane. Gene Ontology annotation, biological process: transmembrane transport; carbohydrate transport. Gene Ontology annotation, molecular function: carbohydrate:proton symporter activity. Lineage: Eukaryota; Fungi; Ascomycota; Eurotiomycetes; Eurotiales; Aspergillaceae. The transcript is spliced from 4 exons. The coding region runs from base 1 to 1626 and encodes 541 amino acids.
AUGGGUGCGGUCAGUCAGUCAGUGGUUGCUCGCAACAAUGCCGACAAGCCUCACGGUCUGGCGGGUAUGCUGAAGAAUCCCUAUGUCUUCAUGACAUGUCUCUUCGCCUCACUAGGUUGUAUCAUGUAUGGUUAUGACCAGGGUGUGAUGGGUCCCGUGCUUGUCAUGGAGAAUUUUGAGAAUCACUUCCCGACCUUCCAGGGUUCGACCAUCCAGGGUUGGUUGGUCGCUGCUUUGGAGCUGGGAGCUUGGGCAGGUGCUUUGAUCAACGGUUUCCUCGCAGAUCGUAUCUCCCGAAAGUACGCCAUGAUGGUUGCUGUUAUCAUCUUCACCCUGGGUACGAGUUUGCAGGCGGGUGCUCAGACGCCCGCAUACUUCUUUGCUGGUCGUAUCGUGGGUGGUCUCGGUAUUGGCAUGUUCUCCAUGGUAAUUCCUCUCUAUCAGGCUGAGAUUGCCCCUCCGGAGCUUCGUGGAUCCCUGGUGUCCCUCCAACAAUUGUCCAUCACCGUCGGUACUGCCAUCGCGUUCUGGAUUGACUACGGCAUGCAGUAUGUCGGUGGCACUACCUGCCAACCCGAGGGGAUUGCCAACCCCUACCUCGCUAGUGAAGACUAUCUCGUGGCGUCUUCCCCUGCUCUACAGAUUAUCCCUGCCUGGAUUCUGUUCUUCGGCAUGUUCUGGUUCCCCUUCUCGCCCCGUUGGCUUAUGAUGAAGCACCGUGAGGAGGAGGCCGCUGCCGCGCUUUCUAAGCUGCGUCGUCUUCCUACCUCCGACGCGCUUCUCCAGGCUGAGCUUCUUGAGAUCAAGGCCGCUGUUAUGUUCGACGAGGAGACUGAGGCCGAGGCCGUUAGCGCGAAUGGAGCUUGGGCUCCCUGGAAGGCCCUGUUCGCCCCUAAUAUGUUCAAGCGUCUGAUGCUUGGUUGCUGCAUGAUGGUCUUCCAGCAGUUCACCGGUAUUAACGCCGUUCUGUAUUACGCUCCUCAGAUUUUCGCCAGUUUCGGUUUCUCGUCUACCACGCAGACCCUCCUGGCCACUGGUGUGACCGGUAUUCUGCAGAUCAUCUUUACUCUUCCUGCUGUUCUGUACCUUGACAAGUUCGGCCGCAAGACUUUCCUCAUCGCUGGUGCUAUUGGUAUGUUCUGCUGCCACAUUGUCGUCGCCGCUGUCGAGGGUACCUACGAAGAUGCCUGGAACCUGAACGAGGGCCUUGAUAAGGCCCAGGGCUGGGUUGCUAUUGCCUUCAUUUGGCUGUUCGCCAUCAACUUUGCUUACUCCUGGGGUCCUGUCACCUGGGUGUUGACUCAGGAGAUCUUCCCCAACAGCAUGCGCUCCCGCGGUGUCUCCAUCGUCGCCUCCACUAACUGGAUGUUCAACUUUGUCAUUGGUCUGACCACCAAGGAUAUGCUGGAUUCCAUGAAGUACGUUCGCCCCGAGACCAAGGACAAGACCCUGGAGGAGCUGGAUAUCUUCUUCGGUGGCUCUGAGGAUAGCAUUGCCGAGGCCGACCGUGUCCGCAUGCAGAGAAUCUACGAGUCUCUUGGUCUCGCGGGUCUGGACAACGUUGAUGACCUGAAGGCUGAGAAGCAUGGCAUCGCCGAGCAGGUCGAGGAGACUGCCAAGGUCUAA